Messenger RNA from Capsicum annuum, 2022 nucleotides. RefSeq lists its product as uncharacterized. The transcript has 2 exons. Gene Ontology annotation, cellular component: membrane. Gene Ontology annotation, biological process: protein N-linked glycosylation; N-acetylglucosamine metabolic process. The record is from RefSeq and is a predicted model, not a curated record. NCBI's taxonomy places the organism in Eukaryota, Viridiplantae, Streptophyta, Magnoliopsida, Solanales, Solanaceae. Gene Ontology annotation, molecular function: beta-1,4-mannosylglycoprotein 4-beta-N-acetylglucosaminyltransferase activity. Bases 356 to 1549 code for a protein of 397 amino acids.
CAAAAAGUAGGGUAGAAGAAGAAAAGAGAACGGCUUUCUAAUCAUAUUCUUUACAGCUGCUACCCCACUAACCGGUUAAGCAAACCCUUCGCCACAAACUGCUCUCUGGCAAUUUUGUCUCCCAUAAAUUUUUUCUAUUUACUUUAUAUUUUGAAAUCAGAACCAAUAUUUUCUGGGUUUUUUUGUCUGGAAAGCCUAGGUUUGUUUGUCUGGAAAAAUCCUUAUUUUCUUCUUCCGCUUUGGUGGAAAUAUUACAAUUGUUAGAUUGGAAGGUUAGUUUGGUUUGAUUUGCAUAUUUGAUCUGAAAAUCAACAUGGUUAUAUAAACACUAGAAGUACAACAUAUAAGAAGAAAGAUGUGGGGUAUUUCUAGAUGUUGUGAGAAAAUUUACACGGCUGCAGAAGGGGGAUCUGGUUAUUGUUCCAAGAAGAAGGACGAUUUAUGUAAUGAGGAAACAGGACGAACCUUGAGCAUGUCGAGACUAAAAUGUAUUUUGCGUGGCUUGGAUCUUAAAACAUAUAUCUUUCUCUUUGUGUUGAUACCAACAUGUGUCUGGGGUAUAUACGUCCAUGGGCAGAAAAUCACCUACUUUCUACGGCCUUUAUGGGAAAAACCACCAAAGCCAUUUAAUGAAAUGCCUCACUAUUAUCAUGAGAAUGUAUCAAUGGAGAAUCUCUGUAAACUUCAUGGCUGGGGAAUGCGUGAGUACCCGAGGCGGGUCUUUGAUGCAGUGUUGUUCAAUAAUGAGGUUGACAUGCUUACCAUACGGUGGAAGGAGUUAUACCCUUAUAUUACAGAGUUUGUUCUACUUGAAUCAAAUUCAACUUUCACUGGAUUACCAAAACCUUCUUACUUUGCUAAUCACAGGGAUAGAUUUGACUUCGUCGAGUCAAGAUUGACAUAUGGACAAAUUCCUGGGAGAUUUAAAAGAGGAGAAAACCCUUUUGUUGAGGAGGCUUAUCAGAGGCUUGCAUUGGAUUAUCUUCUCAAACAAGCAGGUAUUCAGGAUGACGACUUGUUGAUAAUGUCGGAUGUUGAUGAGGUACCUAGUAGACAUACCAUCAAUCUCUUGAGGUGGUGUGAUGACAUACCCUCAGUUCUUCAUCUUCGAUUGAAGAAUUAUCUUUACUCUUUUGAGUUUCUUGUGGAUAAUGAUAGCUGGAGAGCUUCUGUACAUCGCUACCAAUUGGGUAAGACAAGGUAUGCUCAUUACCGACAGUCGGACAUCAUCUUGGCAGACGCAGGGUGGCAUUGUAGCUUUUGCUUCCGCCACAUAAGUGAAUUUAUAUUUAAGAUGAAAGCAUACAGUCAUUUUGACAGGGUCAGAUUUUCUCAUUUUCUGAACCCUAAGAGAGUCCAAAGGGUUAUCUGCAAUGGGGAUGAUUUAUUUGAUAUGCUGCCAGAGGAGUAUACAUUCAGGGAAAUCAUUGGCAAAAUGGGACCAAUUCCCCACUCUUAUUCUGCUGUUCACCUACCGGCUUUUCUUUUGGAAAAUGCAGACAGGUAUAAAUUUCUUUUGCCGGGUAAUUGCUUGAGAGAAAGUGGGUGAUGUAGCUGGACUUUUGUUAUAUUUUCUUUUGGUGAAUGUCGAGGGUGCAGUUUCAUUGUUCGUUACUCCUUAAAAAUCAAAUGACAAUCCUGCGGAAUGUCCAACAGUUGCUAUCAUACUGCAGAAACUUUUGGAAUGUUCGGAUGAAUAUUCAGAUUUGGGGAAGUCCGGGGAUUUUUGUAUAUAGCUUUCUUAGACAUGGUUUUCUCAGGACAAAUGGGGAGUUUGCUGUUGCAGAACUGCUAUUGAAACAUGUGCAUAACUCUGUAUGCUCUAGUAUAUCAAUUCCUGAUUAUGUUCCCAGAUAACAUUUACAUUCACGGGCAUCCUCUGUUGGGAAAUUUUGGACCCGUACUAAUUUAUUCACCUUUCUUGUGUUCCUUUUUCUUUCUAACCUUGUACUUUCAUAUCACCAAUCCCCAACAAAUUUGAUGAUUUAAUUAACUUUCUAGUAUGCAUCGAGUUGGUAUUUA